AGUUGUCUCACUUAAGAAGUUACCUGGGGUGAUAGGACUUCACAGAGCAGCAGAACGCACCUCUUAAUGAAAACUGAAGUCCUGCCAUCCUCUCAGAGCCCCCAGUACCCAGCCUCUGAGAGGGGAGGACUGCAAGGAGGUCUGCAUUGUUUGUUCAUAGGGACAGGGAUAAAAACAACAGCAGGACGUGUUUAUUUUCAUCAACAACUGGAAAGUAAUUUAACCUGCCAAUGCAACCACUGUGAGAGGGAUGAAUGAAGAAGCUGAAAUGUGACUGUCUUAUGAUUAAAUAAGAAGGAAGACCCACUUCACUUUUUCACUACCUGGGAAGAAAGUGAGCCCGGAGUGAUGACAGCCAGCAAAAGCCACAUACAAGACCCUGACAGAGGAUGAAGCCAGAAGCAAAGACAGCACACGGCCAUGCCAUGCCAAGCAGGAGCUGCUCGCAGCGAAGCCGCCUCGUUACCCGCGCUCUGCACCGCCGCCGGAGGCUGCUCUUUGUAUCCUUACAAAGACUCCUGCGGGCUUUGUCAGCAGGCGCCCGGGAAAGAGCGGGGGUGGGGAGCCCCAACCGCGUCCCUUCGGGAAACUGCUCGGCGGCCCCGGUUAUUGCCCAACCCGCCACCGAGCUGGCGGCCGCAGCGCGGUCACCGCAGCCGCCCGCGGCCGGUGGGAACACGGCGGGCAGCCGCCUGCCCACGCAGGUACCCGGGGAGGGAGGCUCAGCCAGCGGCAGAGCCCCGAGCGCGCUCCCGACCCCAGAGCCACGCACGAACGGGCACACAGCCCCGGGCCGCCGCCUGCGGACACGCUCGGAAGCGGCCGCCUCUCGGCCGUCCCCGCUGAAGCUUUCCUGCGCCCGGCAGCGCGGCCGCGCUCUCCCCGCAUCGCGUCUCCGCCGGCGCCGGCCGCUCACCCCUCAUGGAUCCGCCGCCGGUGCGGGACGAGGGCCGUUACCGCCUCCCGGGCCGCGCCAUCGCCGCGCCCUCGCUAAGGCACACCCGCUGCGAGCCGCCGAGCACAGCCAGAAGCGGCCGAGGUCUCCGCUUGCCCGCCCGGUGAGCAAUGUGGCGCAGCCGGCCGGGGAGCGGCCUCCCGGGGCUGCAGCCGUGAGGGAACGGCGCGGAACUACAGCUCCCGGCCGGCGCCGCUGCGGCAGCCAGACGGGCCCGGCGGCGGGGCCGCCCCGGGCAUGCUGGGGACUGUAGUCCGGCAGGAAGACGGGCGGCUUCCAGCCGGUAGAGGCGGCAGGGAGGCGGC
This is a messenger RNA of Pogoniulus pusillus (Red-fronted tinkerbird), 1260 nucleotides long. RefSeq names its product serine/arginine repetitive matrix protein 3-like. Bases 390 to 1208 code for a protein of 272 amino acids. The transcript is spliced from 2 exons. Lineage: Eukaryota; Metazoa; Chordata; Aves; Piciformes; Lybiidae. The record is from RefSeq and is a predicted model, not a curated record.